AUGAGCGAGUAUCUACCUUCAUUUAUCGUCGAACCUGUCCUCCGCCAAGCGCGGCGCUUUUCCAGACUCAGCACCGUCGAAGAGCCGUCCUCCUCUGGCUUUCUCCCUACUGUUCCUGACCUCCAGCGCUGGAACCCAUCGCGUCUAUGGACGACCUCUCCUCCCCCUUCGCUCGAGGAACCGGUACCAGAGAAUAAAGAGACCACGGUGCAGUCCAUCACAAGAACAAUACAGUUAUGGGUGAAUCAAUUGAACGCCUUCGACGAUCAGAUCCCUUCGCCCCCGCUGGAGCCAAUGGAUGACGAUUUGGCAGUAACGGUUUCGAACCACGACUCAGCCAUAGCAGAGUUCCCUUCUUUGGACGGUGAGCCUGAUUUGUCCUCGCGACCGGCCCUGCGCGAAGAGAAUCGAACAAAUAGCGAAAGGUCUCUCAACCCCGCGCAGGAGUUGUCCUAUAGGUCGCGAGCGCAUCAAGACAGCGCGAGACCACACUCUAUGUCUGAUCCGUUAGCGGCUGUUCAUGCUGGUCCGUUCAGAAUGGAACAGACCAACCCCAGACGAGAAGACUACGACGGGAACGAAUCUCGUGGAAGAGAUGGAUCCGGCACUCUACCUGAAGACGAUGGCAUGGGCAUACUCAGACAAAGGAUUAAUGCUGUACGCAAUGGCCCUGGGACACAAUCAGAAAAGUCUCGCUUGGUACAUGCAUUGAUGAUGGAGCGUCAUCUUACCUUCCAAGCUCUCCGGUCCCCAACACUGUCGUCGAGCAAAGCGCGCGACCCUUCUCGCAGCCCCGGGUCACCUGUCUCUGUUAUCUCUGGUGGUAGCCAUGAUGUGGUGUACAAUGUUACUGCCGAAGACUUGAUCCCGACGUAUGCUCCAAUGGAUUCGGAGCCCGUGCAGGACGACAUGGACGGUGCGGUAGAGCCCCCGACACAAGACUUGGGUUGUAUACAUUACAAACGAAAUGUCAAGAUGCAGUGCAACACCUGUCACAAGUGGUAUCCCUGCCGAUUAUGCCAUGAUGAGGUGGAAGAUCAUACUCUCCCCCGGCGACAGACCAAGCAUAUGCUCUGUAUGUUGUGUAAAACCCCUCAACCUGCUGGACACUUUUGCCGGGCGUGUCGCACCAUGACUGCCAGCUACUACUGUCGGGUCUGCAAACUCUGGAGCGACGAUCCAAACAAGCCGAUCUAUCAUUGCGAUGACUGCGGCAUAUGCCGAAUUGGCCAAGGCCUGGGAAAGGAUUUCUUCCAUUGCAAGACGUGCGGUGCUUGCAUGUCCAUCCAAGCCGAGAGUGUGCACAAAUGCAUUGAGAGGAGUACAAAAUGCGAUUGUCCCAUCUGUGGAGAGUACAUGUUCACCUCGAAUAAGUCAGUGGUGUUUAUGCGGUGUGGUCACAGCAUACAUGAGUCCUGUUUUGCCGAAUGGUGCAAUGCGAGCUAUAAAUGUCCGAUAUGUUCAAAGAGCAUCGCCAACAUGGAAAGCCAAUUUCGAAGACUGGACCGACAUAUCGAAGAGCAACCAAUGCCCGAGGAAUAUCGAGACAACCGUGCUUACAUCUUCUGCAACGACUGCAACAGCCGCAGCGUGACCAGGUACCACUGGCUAGGGUUGAAAUGUUCCCUUUGUGAAUCAUACAACACCACCCAGCUCGAACUUUUAGGUGCCGAGCAAACGCCCCAACUUGAGCGCGAGCAAGAACAAGCUCAGCAAGCUGGCAUCAGCGAGGCGGCCAUCACGGCUAGCCAAAGUCACACUCCGACCGGAGAGUUAACGCAGCCUGCAACCACGAUGGAUCUUGGUGCCACUCCCCCUCGACCUAUUGACACUACGCUGAAUGCCCGUUCUCCGGGUAGUAGGUCUUCCUGGCUUUCACCGCACUCUCCAACUGCGCGGUCUGUGCGGUCCCAGUCGCCGGUGAUUGGGAGUUACUUUGGAACCGGCCAAAGACCUACAGAAACGGUUGAAGCUCCGAGACGUGGUGCGACACCGCUGGAAGAUGACGAUGACCUGGAUUUCUGGGGACGGCCGAGUUCACCGCGUCAGCACGAGGAGAUAGGUAUUGUCUCCGAGUCCGAGAGCGAGAGUAGCAGCAGUGACAAUGUCAUGGAAGAUGAGGACGAUGAGGAAGAGGACACCAUGGAUCUGAUUGGGCAUAGGUGA
Messenger RNA from Exophiala spinifera, 2166 nucleotides. RefSeq lists its product as uncharacterized. Gene Ontology annotation, molecular function: ubiquitin protein ligase activity; zinc ion binding. Gene Ontology annotation, biological process: ubiquitin-dependent protein catabolic process; protein ubiquitination. The transcript has a single exon. The record is from RefSeq and is a predicted model, not a curated record. Gene Ontology annotation, cellular component: nucleus. Bases 1 to 2166 code for a protein of 721 amino acids. NCBI's taxonomy places the organism in Eukaryota, Fungi, Ascomycota, Eurotiomycetes, Chaetothyriales, Herpotrichiellaceae.